This is a messenger RNA of Coffea eugenioides, 5965 nucleotides long. RefSeq names its product PH-interacting protein. Gene Ontology annotation, biological process: regulation of transcription by RNA polymerase II; cytoskeleton organization; regulation of cell shape. The transcript is spliced from 25 exons. Lineage: Eukaryota; Viridiplantae; Streptophyta; Magnoliopsida; Gentianales; Rubiaceae. Gene Ontology annotation, molecular function: protein binding. Bases 356 to 5650 code for a protein of 1764 amino acids. The record is from RefSeq and is a predicted model, not a curated record. Gene Ontology annotation, cellular component: nucleus.
UCCUUUUUACUCCAUAUUUUUUUCUCAAAAUUCUUAUUUGUCAUAGUUAUUUGUGAAAUUGUUCAGACCUAUUUUUUUGUGGAUCCCUUUUCUCGGUUUUACCUCAGUUUCACUCAACUUGCAGAAUACCUUACCGUUUUGUUGACAGACAAACUCCAUUGCUGUUAAAAUUCAAAAUUUCGGACUCUGGAAAUUCAAAUUGUCGCUGGGACUUUUACUUGAGCUUUUUUCUUGCAAAUGUGAAACUCUUAUGGCCUAUGGUCGGUCAGGGUUUUGGCAGAACCUCGUGGCCAAAUUUCGAGUUUUUGGUGAUUGCCCUUUUAGUUAACAACCUUAAAGCCUUUAGAAAGGAUACAUGGCUCUUCAGAAAUACGUCCCAGGUGGUGAUGCGCCUUUGGUGAUUAAGAAGUCAUUGAGUUUUUCCAGCAAAGCAAAUGUAAAAGCUCAAUCUGGAGAUUCACAAACACGAACAACAGAAGCUGAUGUAGAUGUUGACUUCAGGGAGAUCUAUUUUUUGAUCAUGCAUUUUCUAUCAGCUGGACCUUGUCAGAGGACUUGUGGACAGCUCUGGAAUGAACUUCUUGAGCACCAACUUUUACCUAGAAGAUAUCAUGCAUGGUAUUCUAGGAAUGGAGCGCAUAGUGGAGAUGCAGAUGAUGAUGGAUUGUCUUUCCCUUUGAGUUAUAUUAAGUUGGUGGAGAGGUACCCUCACGUUGAAAAGGACCAUUUGGUUAAGCUUUUGAAGCAACUAAUCCUCAAUGCUGCAUCUCCUGCUCAUGGGGUGGUUGACAGAAAUGCUAUAAACGCAGCUGCUGUCCCUACUCUCUUGGGAACCAGUUGCUUUUCACUUCUGAGCAGUGAACAAAAUAAGGCAAAUGAUGAAGUAAAUCAUCCCCCAAGUUACAUGCGUUGGCCUCACAUGUUGGCUGAUCAAGUUCAUGGACUAAGUCUAAGGGAAAUUGGUGGUGGUUUUUCCAGACACCACCGUGCACCCUCUAUUCGUGCAGCUUGUUAUGCGAUUGCAAAACCAUCCACCAUGGUGCAGAAGAUGCAAAAUAUUAAAAGAGUUAGAGGACACCGUUAUGCUGUUUAUUGCGCCAUUUUUGACCGGUCUGGGAGAUUUGUCAUUACUGGCUCAGAUGAUCGACUUGUUAAAAUUUGGUCAAUGGAAACUGCAUAUUGCUUGGCCAGCUGCCGAGGACAUGAAGGUGACAUCACUGACCUCGCUGUGAACUUCAACAACACUGUGAUAGCUUCUGCGUCAAAUGAUUGCAUCAUACGUGUUUGGAGGUUGAAUGAUGGCUGUCCAAUAUCAGUUUUGAGAGGUCAUACCGGAGCUGUUACUGCUAUUGCCUUUGGUCCAAGACCUGGCGCCUUCUUUCAGCUUUUAUCGUCCUCUGAUGAUGGAACGUGUCGUAUUUGGGAUGCUAGAUGCCCAAACCCCAAAAGUACUCGUGUAUAUGUGCCAAAACCUUCAGAUCCUGCUCCUGGAAAGAACAAUGGUCCUUCAUCAAGCAGUGCCCAACAAAGCCAUCAGAUCUUCUGUUGUGCUUUCAACUCUAGUGGAACUGUUUUUGUUACUGGAAGCUCAGACACUCUUGCAAGGGUUUGGAAUGCUUGCAAGGGCAAUGCAGAGGAGUCAGGACUACCUAAUCAUGAGAUGGAUGUUUUAGCUGGACAUGAGAAUGAUGUAAACUAUGUCCAAUUUAGUGGCUGUGCUGUGACAUCUAGAUUUUCAGUCUCUGAUACUUCAAAAGAAGAAAACAUCCCAAAAUUCAAAAACACUUGGUAUAACCAGGACAACAUCGUCACCUGCUCUCGCGAUGGCAGUGCUAUCAUAUGGAUUCCAAGAUCUCGUAGAUCACAUGGUAAAAUUGGCCGAUGGACACGGGCAUAUCAUCUUAAAGUUCCGCCACCACCUAUGCCACCUCAACCACCGAGGGGAGGUCCUCGUCAAAGAGUUCUUCCAACUCCUCGUGGUGUUAAUAUGAUAGUCUGGAGUUUGGACAAUCGGUUUGUCCUCGCUGCUAUCAUGGAUUGCAGAAUAUGUGUCUGGAAUGCUGCUGACGGUAGCUUAGUACAUUCUUUGACAGGCCACACUGAAUCAACUUAUGUUUUAGACGUUCAUCCUUUUAACCCUCGAAUAGCAAUGAGUGCGGGAUAUGAUGGGAAAACGAUUGUCUGGGAUAUAUGGGAAGGCACACCUGUUCGUACUUAUGAAAUUGGACGCUUUAAGCUGGUUGAUGGAAAAUUUUCUCCGGAUGGAACAUCAAUUAUUCUCUCUGAUGAUGUUGGCCAACUGUAUAUACUCAGCACUGGGCAGGGAGAAUCCCAAAUGGAUGCCAAAUAUGAUCAGUUCUUCUUAGGGGACUAUCGACCACUUAUUCAAGAUACACAUGGAAAUGUUCUUGACCAGGAAACUCAGCUUUUACCUUACCGAAGGAAUAUGCAAGAUCUUCUUUGUGAUUCAGCCUUGCUUCCGUAUCCUGAGCCUUAUCAGAGCAUGUACCAACAACGGCGGCAUGGAAUCUUGGGCAUUGAAUGGCGCCCUUCUUCUGUAAAAUUUGCUGUUGGAGCUGAUAUCAGCCUGGACCAAGAUUACCAAAUGCUUCCCAUAGCAGACUUGGACGUUUUGAUUGAUCCACUUCCAGAGUUUCUAGAUGUUAGGGAUUGGGAACCAGAAAUUGAGAUACAAAGUGAUGAUACUGAUUCAGAGUAUCAUAUAACUGAGGAAAUCUCUUCUGGAGGGGAACAAGGAAGCUUAAUUUCUGUUUCUUCUGGUGACCUAGAGAGUAGUGGAGAUGACAGUGAGGCUGAGGAUUCCCAUAAGGAUGGCCUUCGAAGGUCAAAAAGGAAAAAACAGAAGGCCGAAAUUGAGGUCACUACAUCUUCUGGAAGACGUGUUAAGAGGAAGAAUCUGGAUGAAUAUGGUGAUAGUUCCCUUGUAAUUAGUCGUAGUAGAAAAUCAAAACUUGGUCGUAAAGUCUCAAGGAAAAGGUCAUCGUUAUCUAAGUCUUUACGACCUCAGAGAGCUGCUGCCAGGAAUGCUCUUCAUUUAUUCUCCCGAAUUACAGGAACAUCAACAGAUUUAGAAGAAGAAUAUACCACCGAAGGUGAUUCAUCAGGAACUGAAACCAUACUUGAUGAUUCAAGCAUUGUCAGUGAAGACUCGGAUUUAUCUUUGCAAAAUGAAGGAGGAGAGAACUUGAAAGGAAAACAAAUUUCUGUCGAUCAGUCUGAGGAUUUGGAUAAACGUGAUCUCCGGUCAAAGCUUAAUCUAGAUGCUGGAGCUAAGAGAAGAUUAGUGUUAAAAUUGCCAAACCGUGAUGCAAGUAAAUUUUUAACUCCAAAAUAUGGUGUCCCUGAAUCUGAAAGCCAGCGUGUUUGUGCAGGCCCAUCAUCUACAGCUCCUACACCUGCAGAUGAGGGGAAAAGUUUUACACACGAUCACAAGUACCCUGUUAGUGAUGGACAUGGCAGUGAAAUGGAUAAAAGCCAUACAGGCCAACCUGCAAAGGUUCAACAUUGUUUAGACUUGCUUGAAGGGUGCAAAGAAAGCAAUAUUGGUUGGGGAGGGGUAAAGACUCGCACUUCUAAACGUUCAAGGAUGGGUGAAUCAAUGUCUUCAGUUGCACAUGCUGGAUCUAUUCCAUUUCUUGAUGGACACGACAAGACAGAAAAUGCUGGUACCGUGCACACUGGGAAUGAAGUGGAAACAAUUUCAUCUGCUUCUGCCUUCCAAAGCGGAGGUAAGGCUGAUGAAAUGAUUGAAAUAAACAAGGAUGAAGUUAGUGCCAGCAUUCUUAAUAAUUCUGAAGCUAGGAAUAUCGAUUCAAAUUCAUGUUUGAUUGACUCAAAGGACAUUGAAAAAUCAUCAUCUAAGCAGGUGAUUGAUGGUAGAACUGGACUUUCCAUUCAACUUACUAAUGGGAAAGAUGACAGUUUUAAAUUGCUAGAGAAACCUGUCACAAUGCCAACAAAGCUGCGCAUUAAGUCAAGAAUCUUUACUAGUGAUCAUGAAAGCUCUGGAAAGAUAGAGGGUCAAUCAUCAUUUGAGGGUUCUGGGCACAAUUCCUGUUGCAUGUCUGAAAGUUCAGACGUUAGGAAGAACUCAAGUUCUGGCCCUCUUGUCAAUGAAGAGACCAGACUACCUAAUUCAGAAAAUGGAAGCCAUGAUCAGGUUGGUAGGUCUUCCAAUUCUGUGUUGCUGGACUUGCAUCAGUUGCCUCCUCAAAAUAGGAUGUUCAGUGCUGUUUAUCGAAGGUCAAAGUCUCUGAGGGGUAGAAGUAAUCAAGAACAUGACAACGGAAAUGGAGCCAGUACUUCAGCCGGAGAAGAUCAUAAUUUACAUGAUGAAAACGAAGCACUGACUGAAGGUGUCAGGAGGCCAAGGUCCAUUAGAUUGAGGUCAUCAGCUGCAGAUGAUCUUAGCACAGAUGACGGAAAUCUUUUGCAAAUUGAAGGGGUCAGAAAGGCAAGGUCCAUCAGAUUGAGGUCAACUGCUCGUGAUUCAAACUUUUCAGGCAGCAAGAGUAAAAUUAAGGAAGCCCAUGGUGCUUCAUCAAAUACUCCACCUUUUGCAGAAAAUUCUUCAGUGAAUCGAGAUGAUAACUCUUAUGAAGAACAAGGAAUGGGUGCAAAGGUUCCUGUUAUGGGAUUAAGAUCGACCAGAAACAGAAGAAGUAGUUAUUAUGAUCGUGAAGCUAGUCCACCAGAUAAAAGGAAACCAAUUCAAUCAACAAGAAGUUCAUGGUUAUUGUUGUCAACACAUGAGGAGGGCUUCCGGUAUAUUCCCCAGCAAGCGGAUGAUGUUGUGUAUUUGAGACAGGGGCACCAAGAGUACAUAGCUUACAGCCAUUUAAAGGAUUUGGGCCCUUGGAGUACACUCAAAGGCCACAUCAGAGCUGUGGAGUUUUGCAAGGUUGAAGAGCUCGAGUACUCAACAAUUGGUGGUUCUGGCGAGAGCUGCUGUAAAAUAUUACUUAAAUUUGUAGAUCCGGAAUCUAGUGUAGUUGGUAAAUCGUUUAGACUGGUUUUGCCUGAAGUGACUAGCUUCCCUGACUUUCUUGUUGAGAGAAGUAGAUAUGAUGCUGCCAUUUCGAGAAAGUGGACUUCUCGGGAUAAAUGCCAAGUUUGGUGGAAAAAUGAGGGUGAGGAAGAUGGUAGUUGGUGGGAAGGCCGGAUUUUGACUGUAAAACCUAAAUCUCCUGACUUUCCAGACAGUCCAUGGGAAAGGUAUGUGGUUCAGUACAAAAGUGAUCCCAGGGAAACACAUCAACAUAGUCCUUGGGAACUGUAUGAUGCUGAUACACAUUGGGAGCAGCCUCAUAUUGAUGUAGAUAUUAGAGACAAGCUGCUCACUGCUUUUGCCAAGCUGGAGCGAUCUGUGAUUAAGAAUCGGGACUACUAUGGGGUGCAAAAAUUGAGAGAAGUUUCUCAAAAAGCCAGUUUUAUUAACAGGUUCCCAGUUCCGUUGUCUCUUGAAGUGAUCCAGAGUAGAUUAGAGAACAACUAUUAUAGAAGUUUAGAUGCAAUGAAGCAUGAUGUUAAAGUACUGCUGUCAAAUGCCGAGUCCUAUUUCGGAAGAAAUGCUGAUGGUUUAGCAAAAGUUAGACGUUUGUCUGACUGGUUCACACGGAUACUGUGCUGAUUGUAGUUUUUGGGGACACAAUUUUGUAGAAAAUUCAUCUGACAUUAGGCUUUUAGGCCAAGCUGGUCAUCUUGUAUAUAUACAUUCCUCUUUCAGUUUAUGAUUUGCUCUCCUUCAUUUCGUUGGCUAGGAUAGGGCAGCUCCAGCUAAAGAGAAAAUUGGUUUGCCUUUAUAUGGUUGAUUGUUUAGGGGAAACUAAUUUAGGAAUCUAUAAUUUGCUGGUUGUUGGAAUGCUUCUUCCAACGCAUGCAUUUUUGUAUGUUUUUGACAUUGAGAAUUGGCAUCAAUUGGUACAAUAUUUUUAACGUUUCUCUA